Molecule: messenger RNA, 4262 nt
Organism: Gymnodraco acuticeps
Lineage: Eukaryota; Metazoa; Chordata; Actinopteri; Perciformes; Bathydraconidae
Product: protein FAM13A-like
Exons: 20
Coding region: 626-3493 (955 amino acids)
Biological process (GO): signal transduction
Source: RefSeq, a predicted model, not a curated record
AUAUUAACAUAAUAAAAAGUGUUCUUAUUUAUAGUUAGUAUUCAUAUUUAAAUGAUAACCUUUUUUACAGUACUCCUUUUUUAUCAUUUCCGUUUCCAUUAUUUGUAUUGUGUUUUUUAGACCACAACAAAAGUGUACAGACAUUUAUUUUUUAAAUGUGGCACUUGUUAUGCAGGGGCACACUUCUGGCAAAUCUCCCAUGAAAACAUAAAAUAACAUGUCGUCCUUCCGCUUCCACUUUACCUCCUCUAACAGGAAACAUACACACUGCUCCCGGGGGAAUCAGCUUUCAUACAAAGUCAGUCGACCAUUUUCAUCCUCAUGAGCUGCUUCUCCUUCUCCUGGCAACCCUAUCACCGGUCCCCAUGGUUACUCGUCACGUGACUAGCAACAUAAACAAUUAUCAAGGGAGCUAACAUUACGGUAGGAAGUAUAGCCCAACCAUUUUACUAACAGCAUGUAUUACUUAUUGCAAGCCUAGCGUUUGGAUGUGAGAACGAUGGGUCGUUGUUGGCUGGACUUCCCGGGAGUUUCUGAGAGUGGAGCAUUAUUUAUGUCGCGGGAGAGGGAGAAAUACGUCUACAUUUGAGAUAUGGAGAGUAGUCCCGGUGCGGUGAGCUGAAAAAUGGGAGCAAGCGCUUCUGUGUCACUCUGUAGCGACCCGUCCUCAGUGAGCAUCCUGAGGCCCAGUGCUAAGGUCAGCCCGGAGCCCCCUGCCCUCACCCUGGUCUCAAAGCCUGAACUGUCCGCAAGGUGUGUGUUUGCCGUUGCCUUAGAAACACUGCGAGAGGACGGGCAGAUGGUCGAUGGAAUACCUGUUGUCCUAAGAGACAUGGUGGAGUUCCUGGAUAAGAAUGGACUGCACCACAGAGGGCUGUUCCGCCUGUGUGGGUCUGCUGUGCGGACCAGGCAGCUGAGGCAGCGCUCAGACUGUGGGGAGAGGGUGGACAUGGAGCAUGAGGGAGACGUCCCCACCGUGGCGUCGCUCCUCAAACUCUUCCUCAGGGAGCUGCCAAUCGCCAUAGUUCCUGAACCCCAGCGCAAACAGCUGGUUCUGAGCCUCAAAGGAUAUGCAAAUGAGGCAGAGAUGAACCGGUCUCUGAGAGAAAACAUUUGCCACCUGCCUGAUGACAACCUCACUAUUUUGUUUUACCUCAUCCACUUCCUGUCCAGAGUGGCCGCUCACAGAGAAUAUAAUCACAUGCCUGUGGAAAAUCUGGCAACAAUCUUCGGGCCUUGCAUAUUUCAUGUUCCUGCGGGACCCAGGAUGCUGGACGAUCAGAAUGUGUGUAAUGCCCUGUUGCACCAUCUCCUGAGGCACCACCAGGAUCUAUUUCCAAUCCCAGCCGAGGACACAGUGGCCUCCUCCAUGUCCUCCUCCUCCUCCCCCCCUCCUCCUACCCUAUCUGCCCUUUCACACUUUGAGCUCCAAUCCAGCAGCUGUCACUCAGAGCAGAGCAGUGUGCAGAGGCCGGAGGGAGAGACCGCUUCACUGUCAGCGAGCAGUGGUGUUAACCAAACAAUACAGAGGCGUUUCCAACUCAACAGUCCUGACACACAGGCUUGUGAAACCAGCUCUGACGUCAGCGCUGACCUUCAGAAGCUGAUUCCAGACCAGCAGCCUCUGGAGGAGAGCAGUGACAGAGCAGAGGCUGGCUGGAUGAUCUCCCCCCCCUCUGACCCCGGGCCAGAGCGACACCCUCACCAGAGCAGACCACCCAGAAGCCUCCAGAAGUGUACCACCCAACGGACCUCUUCACAGUACACGGUGCCACUACCGAAUGAGAGCGAGGAGGAUGAAGAGGCUCCCACCGAUGCGGUGCAGAAAUCUUCUAUUUCAGACCGCUGCACAGCCUCUGAAUCACAGAGCAUCACACCGACUCACCGCACACAGAGGAUGCUGUUCUGCGAAAAGCACAAAGCAGGAUCCCAAACCGCUGAAUCUAAGAAGAGUCCCUCUCUCAAGAUGCAUGCCCUGGAGGCUGACUUGGGACCCCCGUCUUCCCCUAUAGACCCCCAAGGUCAGGAUUACCUCCCUGCUCAAACACAGCCUCUUUCUACUGAGGAGCAGAGCCUGGUUCUGACCCACAAGCUGCUUCUCCCCUCGCCGCCGUGCACACCAGCUCAGGACCGGGAAGACUCUCCGCAGUCUGGGCACUCCCCCUCCCCUGGUUCCUCAGAGUUCAGUCCUGUCCUGUACACCAGCCUGCUCUCUGAGGGGUCUUCAGGAAACGACCCCCUGCCCAUCCUCCCGGGCCCUAAAACCAGCCCGCUGCUCUCCCGCUUUGCGCUGAGCGACUGCCCCGUCCCCUCCCCACGCUGCCCCAACCUCAGCCACAGCCUGCGCUACAACCUGGACCCCGAUACGGCCCCUUCCCCACCCUGCUCGCAGCACAUACGCAUGACUCGCAGCAGUGUCCACUCGGAGCCACACGAGGGCUCUGUCUCCGUCUCAGCGCUCAACAGACACAUUCACACUCUGAAGAAGAGGAUCAGGCACUUUGAGGAGUGCUUUGAACAGGAGAAGCACUAUAAGCCUGCCCACAACGACAAGACUGCUCAUCCGGAGGUGGCCCGACUGAUGAAGGAGCUCAUCAAGAGUCGCAAGCAGCUUAAAGAGCUGAAGCUGAGACAAUCAGAAGGGGGGAUGAAAGGUCAGGGAGACUUUAACCAGUCAUCUGAAACACGCAGAACCAACUCAGACCAGAAGGAGGCAGCACCAACAGGCACUGAGCUGCAGCAGCUAAACAACAACAGCAACAUCAAAGCUAACGUGGAGGAAACGGUCAAUACUAUAUCCAACAGACUGAAGGAGAGACGCAGAGAGCUGGGCCUGCCCGACAGCGUCAAGGAGAUGUCCCAUUUCCAGAUGACUCUGGAGAAGACCAGCCUGCAGAAGUGUUUGCUGCAUUUUGAGGGUCUGCACGGACGGCCGAGUACCAGGCAGGAGCGGACUCUGAUGAAACCUUUUUACGACCGGUACCGUCUCCUGAAGCAGCUGCUGCUCUCUGCUGCUGCUGCUGCUGCUGCUGCCACAGUCAUACCAACCAUUGAGGAAGAGGAGGGCUCUGAUGAAGAUCAUCCCAAACAGCGUAGCCCAAGGCUGCAGCCCCUCCGACUGAAGCCCCCUCGCUGUGUGUCUUCAGACGACUCGCUGCACCUUCCUUCUUUAGAAACGUCUGAAACGCCUCUCGUGUCCCCGCUGGAGGAGGUGAAGUGUUUCCAGCCACAGAUCGUCACCAUGGCAACACUACAUGAAGCUUCCAGACCAGAAUUACUGGAUCACCUCAGGACGGCGCGGUCAGAGAGGCACCGACUUCACCGAGCGCUCCGAGAGUUUGAGGAGAACUUCCACACACAGACUGGCAGGUUCUGUCAGAAGGAGGACCGGGGGCCAAUGGCGGAGGAGUACUGCCAGUAUAAGAGCCUCAAAGCUAAGCUCCGCCUCCUGGAGGCCCUGCUCAGUAAACGGGACUCAACCAAGAGCAGCUGAGUGACUCACAGUGGGACUUUAUCGGACUCAAUCCUUUAUGAAAAUCAGGUUCUGAAUCUUGUGGUUCUGGUCUUGUUUUAUGUCGUUUUCUGUUGACGCACUUUACAUGAGGAAAACUGAGGAAAUUGGUGACCAUCUUAAUGAAAAGCAGCAUGACUGCGGGUUUGUCCCAAAAGAUCCUUUGUCAUUAUGACGCAUCUUAAUAUAAACCUGAUGAGAAGUGUAUUUAAUGUAGCACUAAUUUAUGUCAGGGGUGACUGCUGUAACAACUUGGUGUUUGUUACAUGCAAGUUAUUUUAUUCACGCACAUUAUGCCACUUUGUAACUUGCUUUCUUCCUUGCAAAAACACUCUUUCAGGACAGCUUUGCCCAAAGCGGAAACGGCAUUUUCUUAAAAACAAGUGCUUUCUUGGCAAACAGUGUGUAAGCUUAAAUGCAAUCAAUGAGACAAUCCUGUCGUGUUUGUACAUGUCUGCUCUUCAAUCCUACAUUGUGCUAUGAUAUGCAUUCAUAUUUUUAUAAUUGUGACUGAAUUGAAUUGACAUGUUAACCUUGGAAAACAUGUGAACGUUGGUGAAGCUUGGCAUUGUAGUGCAACUUCUCUCUGCUAUCAGAUUGGUGUGUACCCCCCCACUUUGCUUGUAUGAAGUUAUUUCCCUCUAAAUGCAGUUGUUGACAAUGAUCAGAGCUUUCGGCAUUGUGCACUUCUGGUUUAUAUAAUUUUCUAUAUAUGAAUGUAUCAAUAAAAAUAAAUAUUUUUUCACAUUUA